AUGAGCACGGAAGCCGACGGUUCAGUUCUUUCAACAAUUUUGAAGUGUGCCCGGAGUUCCACAUUCAGUGUCCAAGGACGGCCGGUGCGUACGAGGACGGCCGGUGUGUACGAGGACGGCCGGUGUGUACGAGGACAGCCCUAUGGUCCCAGGACAGCUCUAUGGUCCGGGGACAGCUCUAUGGUCCGGGGACACCCUAUGGUCCGGGGACAGCCCUGUGGUCCCGGGACAGCUCUAUGGUCCCAGGACAGCCCUAUGGCCCCAGGACAGCCCUGUGGUUCCAAGACAGCCCUGUGGUCCCAGGACAGCUAG
Clonostachys rhizophaga is the source of this 312-nucleotide messenger RNA. The record is from the annotation of a GenBank genome assembly. Lineage: Eukaryota; Fungi; Ascomycota; Sordariomycetes; Hypocreales; Bionectriaceae.